CCCUCUUCCUUUUUAGUCCUGGCAGACGAAAAACAAAAUUUGAACGACAAGAAAAUGAAGGCGAAAAGGAGAUCAAGAUUUUUCGUCUAUCUUGUAAUUCUGGUUCUCGACGUUUUUCCCCAUCCGCAUCUCGAAACAAACUCGGAACUACUUUGUUGUGAGAAAUUAACCAACAAAAGUGAUUUUCGCUGCUGGAAUGAAACAUUAGAGAUGAAGACCACAACGAAUACGACAGCAACUGGUCAGUGUGUACUAGGAAUGUCGAAGAAAACAUGUUUUAAUGCAACUUUGUUGGGGCCAUGCUGGAAAAUUCCAAAGGCGAGCAUGCUAGCUCCAGGAAAAAGAGAAAUAGAUAUAGGGGCAUUUGUUCCUUUCCUAAAGGAUGAUAGAUACGGUUACUACAAUGCUAUGAAAAUGGCCAUCGAUAUCAUUAACAACAGGACUGAUGUAUUGCCAAACUAUACACUGGUGUUGGACGUGCAGGAUACUGCUUCGGACACUGGUGCACAAGCCAUAAGAGCUUUCUACAGACUGCUAAACAAGGAAAAGAAACCUGCAAUACUGCUUGGACCUGCAAGUACAGAGGCCUUAGAACCUGUAGCAGAGGCUGCAACACUGUGGUAUCUCAUUCAGGUAUCUUACGCAUCAGGGUCUCCAAAAUUUGAAUCCAAGCUGAAAUAUCCCAACACUUAUCGAGGAGCUCCAUCGUCAACGUCCUACAGCAAAGCUAAGGUGGCCUUUAUAAAAUACUUUGGCUGGAAAAGAGUGGCUAUACUCCAUCAGUAUGAUCCAGAAUUCUUUUCUCCGACGGUGGAGAAGCUAAAGAAUGAGCUGAAGAAAAGCAAUAUCAGCAUCAUCGCAGUGGAAGGAUUUGAACAGCUGGGCGACGUCAGUUAUCAAUUGCAGAAACUCAAGGCUCUCGACGCAAGAAUCAUAAUUGGCGAGUUUAACUUCAUGGGAGCUAAAAACGUUUUUUGUGAAGCUUUCAAACAAAAAAUGUAUGGUCCGAACUAUGCUUGGAUAAUAUUCGGAGAAUUUGCGCCCAGCAAAAUAAUUCCAAUGAAAGACAAAGAAAAUACUCCUUGUACAGUUGACGAGCUGAAGCAAGCAGUUGAUCGCUUCAUAUCAACUGUCAAGCUUAACAUUCGUCAGGACGAUAAGGAAACGUUCUCUGGAAUGACUGCAAAACGUUUCUGGAGGGAAAUGUUAAAGCUGAAUAAGACCAAGUGGCUAAGAAAAGAAUCUGCGUACGCCUUUGACGUGGCUUGGAUAAUUGCAUUAACACUGAAAGCUUCCCUCGCCAAUGGAUUGGAGUACGAGAACCUCCACACGCCAAAUUACAAGUACCCUCUCAAGAUGAGAAAAUUAAUUAGGAACAUAAGCUUUCAAGGACUCACUGGUCCAUUUCGUUUUGAAGAAGCCAGAGAACGACUUGGAACAGUUCUCAUUAAACAAAACAGGAAAGAAAACGAGACCAGGGUUGGUCAACACUUUACUUUCUCUGAUCGGCUCCACAUUUUCGAAGACCAGAAACAUGAGAUAUGGCCAGAUAAGAUACCAAGGGACCAUACUGUGACAAAAUUGGAAUUCAUGAUGAUCCCUCUUCCACUUAUAGUAAUCAUGUGGCUUAUGGCAGCGGUGGGAGUCACCUGUUCAGCAUGUUUCCUGUAUUUCAACAUCAGCAAUCGAAGGAACAGAAUUAUCAAGAUGUCGUCGCCGAAGCUCAAUAACAUAAUAAUCUUGGGGUGCAUACUUAGUUACGCCUCAGUCGUUCUUCUUGGAUUAGAUGCGAGGUUUCUCGAUAUUGGACAAUACGGGUACAUUUGCAACGCGCGAACCACAGUGCUGUCCUUCGGAUUUUCUUUAUCAUUUGGUGCCAUGUUCAGCAAGACUUGGCGAGUUCACAAGAUUUUCACAGCGGCUAAGACUCUCAAGAAAAUGGCAAUAAGGGAUUUUCACUUGCUCGCUAUUGUGGCCGGUUUAUUGCUGGUGGACUUUGUCUUCCUAUCCACAUGGAUAGCAAUUGAUCCUCUUGAGACCGAAAAAUUGCGAUUCGAAGAGCUGACAAAAAAAGAACAAGACGUUAUCAUUAUCCCUGCAUUAUUCCAAUGCACCUGUAGAUACAAGACAUAUUUUCUAGGGGUUUUGUUCAGCUAUAAAGGAAUCCUCCUCCUGUUUGGGCUUUUCCUGGCUUGGGAAACACGUAAUGUUACCAUCCCUGCUCUGAACGAUUCCCGAUACAUUGGUAUGUCGGUUUAUAACAUGGUGGUGCUGUCCAUCAUUGGGGCUAUUGUGGCCAUUGCCUUGGAUGGCUCCAUGUACUAUAAAGCCCCUUACGCCAUUUCAUCGCUGUGUCUCAUCGUGUGCACCACUGCGACGCUGUUACUUGUUUUUGUCCCAAAAAUUUAUCAAUUUCUCACAAAGGAUGAGUCGUUGACAACUCAGGCCUCGAGAAUGCAUAUUGGUCAAACUAGAAAAGGAGCUACUAGUAACAGCUUUAACCGUGGUGGUAGUCCCGUUCUGAGGGAGCGUAAUACCUCAUUCACGUGUAAAGGAACACAAACAGACUGUGAUGUUCCUGGAAGUGCAGUAAACGGACUCAAGUUCCAGUGCGAGGGUUCCUCGUCAGAUGACAUACCUCAUGAAAUACGGAUGGAUGAUAUCAAACUUAAAGAAAGAAUGGUGGUGGCAUUCAGUCCUCAGACUUGCAAGCCAAGCAUCAGAAUCUGUUACUCUGAAGCUAUGAGUAGUUUUUGAUAUAACUAUAAAAGACUGAAUUAUGUAGCAGCCUCCUAACUUGUUAUAUCCUUUUCCUACAACGCUCAUCAAAGAGUCGACCUAUUUCUCGUUUUUCCCACGCCUACAGAUUAGAUGAAAAGCUUUUAGAUUACUCUGCAAACGACCGAGGACAAGUCUUGAUUCUAACAAUUUCAGCUCCAAACCAUUUCCUUUCGGGCCAGGCUGCUUUUUACGAUUUACGUUAUGACGUAGCUGUGACACAUGAGUAGAGAACUGGUGUUACUUUCCAGGGUCAAAACGUCAAUAUCGGUCACAUUUUCAAAACAGUCAUGUAUAAUGUAUAGAAAACACCAGGCGACGUGAAUCUUAAAUACUCCAAUAUCGAAAGCAUAACCAGAGCAAACAGAACAAAAAAUAUGAUCCGGAAAUGUAGAACUGUUCUUAUUUCCCCCUAAUCCCCCACUCUCCCAAUAACGCAUGCUUCGCUAUAGGGACUCUAAGAUAGAAAUGAACACAACCCUUGAGUUAAGUUAAAUUUGCUGAUAUCAGUUGACACAUAACACUAUUACAAGUAAACUCACAAUUCCCCUAUUCGCUCCGACGAAGGGCUAACGCUCGAAACGU
This is a messenger RNA of Stylophora pistillata, 3363 nucleotides long. Its product is annotated as gamma-aminobutyric acid type B receptor subunit 2. NCBI's taxonomy places the organism in Eukaryota, Metazoa, Cnidaria, Anthozoa, Scleractinia, Pocilloporidae. The record is from RefSeq and is a predicted model, not a curated record. Gene Ontology annotation, cellular component: membrane; G protein-coupled receptor heterodimeric complex. Gene Ontology annotation, molecular function: G protein-coupled GABA receptor activity. Gene Ontology annotation, biological process: G protein-coupled receptor signaling pathway; gamma-aminobutyric acid signaling pathway.